Molecule: messenger RNA, 917 nt
Organism: Lytechinus variegatus (green sea urchin)
Lineage: Eukaryota; Metazoa; Echinodermata; Echinoidea; Temnopleuroida; Toxopneustidae
Exons: 5
Coding region: 201-917 (238 amino acids)
Source: RefSeq, a predicted model, not a curated record
UACAAAGUUUAAUGUGCCUGGAUCCAUCAAUAUCUACAAAAAACUUAAUUUCUUGCGUAGUGAUAUCUUAAUGAUGAAAACGGUGAAAUUUUAUUACCUUUGAAACAUCAAGUUGAAAACUUAUACGACUAUUGACAUGUAUUUUCCCAUAAAAAUUGAUUUGUGGAGGAUUAUUUUCCUUUUUCUGUUUCUUGAUGUAGAUGGUUAGACAGAGGCCAGAAAGAGAAUACAGUAAUAUCUCUAGACGUUGCCUUUCCCAGACAGGGGGGCCUCGAGAGAGGAGGUGUAAAAAAAAGACAACUCACCUGAGUCAUAGAUGUUGGACUCAUCUAAAGAAUUUGACAGACUUGGAGAUUAGACGAGCGAUUCGCGAGAAUCGUGAUCAGCCACCGAGGGCAGCGAGGCGGGCCCCUUUACCUAGGGCACGAUGUGUGGCAAAUACUCUGAGAAAUGAAAGGUGCAAGAGGUUCGGGAAACCUGAUCAAGAGAAUAUGUGCAGCCAGCACUAUAACAUGCGGCGGCGGCAAGAGAUGGAAGGAGACAUGGAGGAGGUGAUGAUGGAGGAGGCAGGAGGCGUUGAAGAGGUUGGAGGUGUGAUGGAGGGAGGAGUAGGGGGUGAGGGGGAGCAGGGAGGGGAGGACGAGUGGGAUAUGGUGGUGCCGGAGGUUGGGGCGGAGGUGGUGGUGGGCGAUGUGGGCGGGGAGGAGUCAUCAACAGUUUCUCUGGAUCCUGCUUGUCACCCAGAAUGUGAGGACUCAAGCAUCAGGUUCCGACACUGGAUGGAUGAGAAGCAGAUUUCAUUGGAUCAGACUGAAGAAUCUACAGAUGUGGAUUUGAAGAGUGCUGAUGCCCAAGGAUCUGCAGAUGUGGAUUUUGAAGAGUGCUGUUGCACAAGAAUCUGCAGAUUUGGAUUUUGA